Siniperca chuatsi (mandarin fish) is the source of this 8382-nucleotide messenger RNA. RefSeq names its product phosphofurin acidic cluster sorting protein 1. The coding region runs from base 497 to 3214 and encodes 905 amino acids. NCBI's taxonomy places the organism in Eukaryota, Metazoa, Chordata, Actinopteri, Centrarchiformes, Sinipercidae. The transcript has 24 exons. The record is from RefSeq and is a predicted model, not a curated record. Gene Ontology annotation, molecular function: transmembrane transporter binding. Gene Ontology annotation, biological process: protein localization to plasma membrane.
CACAGCACACUAUUGGCCAGCCCCCCUCUGUCUCUCUCUCGUGCUCUCUCUCUCGUGCAUUACGUCCUUUAGCUGAGAAGGCGUAGCUCGUUGGUUUCUGCUCAUUGUGCGACUUCGGCGAGAGAAAUUUCCGCUUCCUCCCCGCACAGAUAAACACGACCGACCAACACACACCGAGCAGACACGAAGUUGACGCGCUGGGACAGAGAGAGGACACACAGACGGACGCGGGGAUUUGCCGCCUGCCUUCGGGUACAAACCCCGACGACUGCGAUGGUUUCACUAUCAGGCGGCGAAUAGCACAAAACGGAUCAACUUUCCGUUUGCACUGAACACAGGAGCGUUUUACGCAUUUGCACCACCAGGAGCCUGAAAAAAAUAAGCUUAAGGAAGGAGGAGGCGGCACCAAAAAAAGGACAACACACACAUACGGAGAAGCCAAACUACUACGGGUAUUCCUCCUAUCAGCUCCGUCUGAACGUUUUCAGCCUCCAGGAUGUCGGACCGAGGAGGGCUCCCGCGGACUGGGGGCGUCCCUUCGCCGCACAUGCAGCCCUCCAAGCCGGUCAGCAUCACCUCCAACCGGCCGGUCCACAUGAACCUGUACGCUACCUGGGAGGUGGACCGCUCCUCACCCAGCUGUGUCCCGAGGCUGUUUAACCUGACUCUGAAGAAGCUGAUCAUGCUGAAGGAGCUGGAUAAAGACCUCACCUCUGUGGUCAUCGCCGUCAAACUGCAGGGCUCCAAGCGGAUCCUGCGCUCCAAUGAAAUCCUGCUGUCCUCAGCAGGGCUGACAGAGACCGACCUACAGCUCACCUUCUCCCUGCAGUACCCACACUUCCUGAAGAGGGACGCCAACAAGCUUCAGAUCAUGCUGCAGCGACGGAAGCGAUACAAGAACCGAACCAUCCUGGGCUACAAGACCCUGGCCCUGGGACUCAUCAACAUGGCCGAGGUGAUGCAGCACCCCAGUGAGGGGGCCCAGGUCCUGGGGCUCCACAGCCAGCUGAAAGAUGCCUCGGUGCCCGUCGCUGAGAUCCGAGUCUACUCUCUGUCCAGCCAGCCCAUCGACCACGAGGGACCCAAAGCAAAGAUGUCUGAUCGCUCUCCAGACAUUGACAACUACUCCGAAGAGGAGGAAGAGAGCUACUCAUCAGAACAGGAAGGCAGCGACGACCCCAUUCAUGGACAGUAUCUAUAUGACGAAGAAGAGGAGGUGAGGAAGAAGAAGCCGAGGCGCAAACUCCCUUCCAAUGCUGCCAUCACCAGACAACCCAAUAUCAAGCAGAAGUUUGUGGCCUUGCUGAAAAGGUUUAAAGUCACUGAUGAGGUUGGUUUUGGCCUGGAGCAUGUGUCGAGGGAGCAGAUCCAGGAGGUGGAGGAGGACCUGGACGAGCUUUACGACAGUCUGGAGAUGUACAACCCCAGUGACAGCGGGCCAGAGAUGGAGGAGACCGACAGCAUCCUCAGCACACCCAAACCUAAGCUAAGGCCGUUCUUUGAGGGAAUGUCCCAGUCCAGCUCCCAGACAGAGAUCGGCAGUCUGAACAGCAAAGGCAGCUUGGGCCGAGACACUUUCAGUCCGCAGGGGGAGCAGCUUCCUCUAGAGAAGAUGAAACCCUCCCGCAGCCGCAACCUGGAGGAGGCCUUGUCUGAGACCGACACACUGGAGCUAACAGAUCAGGAGCUGUUUGCUGAGGUGGGCCCCUGCAUCAUGGUGUCAGUGGCAGAGAAACCCCGUACACCCAUGAAGAGCAGCAAAAGUGAAAUCCAGGCCAUGCCAUCACCAAGGUUGGACGGAGGCCACACACCCAGACAGAAGCGCAUCGGCACUCCCAUGAAGGAGAGACAGCUGUCCAAACCUUUGAGUGAACGGACCAACAGCUCAGACUCAGAGAGAUCCCCAGAGCUGGGACACAGCACGCCGCUCCUGAGGAAGGUGGUGUACGACCAGCUGAACCAGAUUUUGUUGUCAGACUCUGCGCUCCCUGAGAGCCUGAUCUUGGUCAACGGCACUGACUGGCAGGGGCAGUAUGUUGCAGAGCAGCUCCAGGUACAGAGACACCCGGUGGUUUGCACGUGUUCGGCGGCUGAAAUCCAGGCGGUGCUGUCUGCUGUGCUCACUCGCAUCCAGAAAUUCUGUAACUGUAACUCGUCAAUGCCCAGAGCGGUGAAAGUGGCGGCGGUGGGCAGCCAGAGUUACCUGGCAGCCAUCCUGCAGUUCUUUGUCACUCAGCUCGCCAACAAGACGUCCGACUGGCUCAACCACAUGCGCUUCCUGGUUGUGCCUCUAGGCUCACAUCCAGUUGCCAAGCACCUCGGCGCCCUUGACAAUCGCUACAGCUCCUCCUUCCUGGACGGGCCAUGGAGAGACGUGUUCAGCCGCUCUGAGCCGCCACAGACAGAUCAGUUGGAUGUAGCAGGAAGAAUCGCCCAGUACAUUAGCGGAGCCACAGUCACGCACCAGUUGCCCAUCGCUGAGGCCAUGCUCACCUGCAAACACAGGACGCGAGAUGAAGACUCCUACCAGAAGUUUAUUCCUUUUAUAGGGGUAGUGAAGGUUGGUCUUAUCGAGUCUGGUCCUUCUCCAACGGGAGAUACAGAAGAAGGUGUGGCGGUGAGCUUGGCUGUCCCCUCCACGUCUCCCCCCUCCCACGGCUCACCCACAGGGAUGAUUAAAGAGGCAGCCACGCCCCCCUCCUCCCCCUCCAUGGGCAGUGUCCUGACAGCACAAGGGAGUCCCAGUAUGUCUCACGGCGUGGACGCCAUCGGCCUGCAGGUGGAUUACUGGCUGGCUUCUCUGGCUGAGAAGCGGCGGGAGGGUGAGCGACGUGACACGGGAUGCAAGAACACGCUGAAGAGCGCCUUCCGCUCGCUGCAGGUCAGCAGGCUACCAGGCGGGGGCAGCAGCGAUACACAGGCCCAGGUCAGCACCAUGGCCAUGACUGUGGUCACCAAAGAGAAGAACAAGAAAGUUCCCACCAUCUUCCUGGGAAAGAAGCCAAAGGAGAGGGAUGUAGACUCAAAGAGCCAGGUCAUUGAAGGCAUCAGCCGACUCAUCUGCUCCGCCAAGCAGCAACAGACCAUCCUGAAAGUGUCCAUAGACGGCGUGGAGUGGAACGAUGUUAAGUUCUUCCAGCUGGCCGCCCAGUGGCCCACUCACGUCAAAUACCUACCUGUCGGACUUUUCGGCUACAGCAAACCCCCCUCCUAGGGGUGAGCACCCGCCGACUCCUCUGACCCUGACUUGACCUUCGACUUCCCUCGAUCCUGUCACACCUUCAUGCAAAGACCCCGCCUCUCAGCACCUGCAGAGCUGAGAGAAGACGAUCAAGCAACUGGACUAUUUUCUUUCUUUAAUUUCAUUUUGGCUACAGUAGUCUUAUUUCUCUUUUGGGGACGGAAAGGAGGAAGGAGGUGUUGGGGUGCAGCGCUGUUACUAGUCACUUUAAUGCCCCUUUUGGUGUUUGUUUGUGUGUGUGGUGAGUGUGUAUGCACACGUGAAUGUACAGUAUGUGUGUGUGUGUGUGUGUGUGUUUACAAGGGGCAUACAGCACAAGUUUAUUAGCUAACUGCCAUUUACGUUUCCGUUCUAUGGAAUGCAAUAGCAUGUGACAACUCAUCGAUUUCAAGCCCUUUGAAGUCUGAUCUUCAACUUUUGACCCCUUCAAGGUCCUACUCACCUCAAAACCUGAUUCACACGUGCAUGCUCUGAAAUAACAGAUACACCACUCAUGUGCCGGAAACAGUAACUCAAAAUAAAAAAAGUAAUGCAACAGGGCUUCAGUGUUUGCAUGAGCCAGUGAAAACACAAAGAAAAGUCUCCUCUGCUCACAAAAUGCAGUCAAAUAAACGGCUUGCAUGUGAUGAAUUUCUCCUCCACAUGUUGUCAGAUAAAUCAACAGAACAGAUGCCCUUCAAAACAGCCCAAUUUUUUAUUUUUUUUCAAGGGCUUCCAUAUAAUUUAAAAUAUUUUUUCUGUACUAAAAUAAGUAAUUUGGAUGUCUAAUUCCAAAUGUUUCCUUUCAAAAAAGAAAAUAUAUAUAAAGGGGAAGUGUCUUUUUUUAAAUUGUGCUCUAGUGAAAAAUAGUAAAAACCUUCCCUUUAAAGCUGUUUUGUGGUGCAUAGUGUACAUUUUUGUGAAGAGUUCCAGGAUUUCAGGGCAGGGGCUACUCUAAUGUGCAGUUUUCUUUAUCUUCUUAUUUGCUAUGCACUUAUGAAUACACAUCUGGGUGUUUGCAGAGUACAGCUGGUAAAAAAAAAAAAAGAUUAGCCCUCUUAACAGCAGACCCGACCAAAUAUGCAGGAAACUGAAACAACAAAAUGCGUAUUUAAACAGUCCAAAACUCAGCAGCGUUGAUGGGAAUAUUAUGGGAAAAGUGUGCAUACACGCCCAAAAAUGGGAGUUAAUCACCUGCACUAAAGCACAAUGUUGUUUGCCAGUUGUCCCCCAAAUAUCCUUUCUUUAUUGGCAACAGACUGGCAGCUUUCUCUUCAGUGAAAACAGCAGACCAGGUCAAAGAUCUAAUUUUUAAGCAUUUCCAUUUCUCUUCUCCUUAAAAAUUUUCAUUUUAUUAGAAAAAAAGAGAAGUAUUUGGGUUGGUUUCCGUUAUUUUGGCACAGGUCUGCUGCGUGCUUUCUCUAGGAUGUCGUGAGGUGAUUAGUGAGUGUAUAGUAACUGUUAACAAGUGUGCGUGUAUGUGGUGAAAUAAAUGUAAUGUGGUCAGAAACUUUUUUUUUUAAAUCACUAAAUAGGAGGAAUACUUUUUCUACCAUGUGACAGAGAGCAUGCAAUUGGUGUGUGUGUGUGUUGGCAGUGUGUGUUAAUGAUGUGGUAAUUAUCAAUAUCAUUGAUUAUCAGAUUUGGGCUGCAAAAGCUGCAGUAGUCGUCUUGUUUACUUUGUAGCCUGGCACAAGGCGAAUGCAGAUUUCUUUCCCCCCACCACUUAACACUUUGAAAACAAACAGAAUCACAAAAUUAAAUUCAGUUUUAUUGAAAUAAUUUGAUUGAAAUUCAACUUCAGUGCGAAUCCAAGAAUGUAUCUGCAACAGUGGUUUAUAAUAAUUGUUCUAAAAGCAAUUUUUAAACGCAAAGCUCACCAGGCCUGUGUAGCUCUGCCUUGUGUCACCUACAUUGUAACACUCCAUAUCCGGUCAAGUAUUACCAAGGUUGAGGUUUUAGUUUUAGUUUUUUUAAAUAGUGUUAAUGCCAAUGUUUUGUUUUAAAUGCUUUAAAUGUUUGUUUGAAAAUAGGUCAUAAAGUUUUUUUUCCCAUGUUGAUAUUACAGUGUUACAGUUGUGAUGUCAGCAGCACGUCUUAAACUCGGCUCAUUUUGUUGUCGGACAGCACCUGUUACACAAGGUUUCACACUGAAGGUUUUCAGAGCUCGCUUUGUUUGUUAACUCUCUGUUUGGUUAACAGCUCGUCUGUCACCGCUGAACACCCAGUUUGGUGUUGAUGGAUUUUAAAUACUUCCAAAUAUUUGAAUGUAUUGAAUUUAGUUUACAUGUGCUGUCUUGCAUCUUUGUGAACGACUGAGUCUUAAGGCUUCAACUCUUAAGUAGAGUUAUGUUUCACUAUAAAUAUAAUCCUUUGGUGUUAUUUGGCCUAAAACAGACAGUUCACGUCAGAUUUUAGAAAUGAAAUGUUCAUUUUCAAGUCUGCAUGAACAGUCGACAGACAGCCAGUUUAGAUACUUUUCUCCAACUUUUUUGUGUAAACAACAAAAACACAAACAGCCAGUGGGCGUCUUUUCUCACUUGUGUUGCUGGCACCCAGUUAAGGGCUUGAUAGACAGACUGACUGACGGGUUUCAUUAUUCAUGAAUAUCAGUGAGUGUUAAUGUACUGUAGUUUGAUGUGGAGGUUGCUUAAUCAUUUCAUUCCAAAAAUAAUCACAUUUGAAAAUAUUGGCAUUUGCUCUAAAAGUAUUUUUUGGCAUAAUUUGCUGUUAUGAAAGCAAACUUAAUCAUAAGACCUUUGCUAAGAAAAAAGUAUAAUCAUCUUGGUACCACUGUAAAAUAACCCAUACUUAGAAAGGGUUUAUAAUCUGCCACUAAUGACUUCAUUAAUCAUACAUGAAUGGAAAGAACUUUUGGGUUGCCAGGUUGUCAGGCCAAAUUUCAGUGAAGUAUGCCUUUGGUUAGUAUACAAUAUAUCUUCUUGUUUUUAAAGCUACACUUAUCAAUAUUUUUAUAUUAACAAUGGGUCAAAUUACUGCAUGUAAUGUGAAAGGUGUCGCUCACAUUGACAAACCCCCAGAGAAUUAUCACCCAACUCUUCAGUUCCCUUUAGGUCUACAGAGCUUUUUAGUAUCUUUUAGCUCAUUGUUUUGGUUUAAGGGCCCGGACCUUUACUGUUUUGGUUCACUCUCACGGCUCUCAUCAGCCUCUUUUCCAGCCGUCGCUAGCAGCUGAUUUAAUUUUAAAAGCUCUAAAAACCAACUGUACACGACCUGCCCUGCACCACAUGUCAAGGGAGACAAAAUAAGCAACUAGCUGGUGAACAUCGUGGAGAAUUUAGUAGCUAGCCAGAUAUUUCCCUCAUCGAGUUGGUGAUGACUCAGACUGAGCUAAAAUGAGAGUGAACAUUGGACUUUAAUUCAUCAGGUGCCCAGAAACUCCAAAUGAAAGCUAAUGUUGCUCUGUAACUGCUGGAUGUGUAAAUAGGCAACAGUUAGCACCAAUAAUAAUUAUAUAAAAUGAUAAUAUAUCAAUGUUGUGUUCACAGCUUGUUUCCACUGCCUCCAAGUGGCCAAAAAAAUUUAAAUAAUACUGCUUUAAGUUGAAAUGUUAGUAGGUCAUGAUGAAAGAGGUUUUUCAACUUGCAUUAAGUCAUUAGGCUGUAUGCGUAUUAGUAAGUCAAACAGGUUAUGAGGAAGAUACGUAGUGUAAUUAAUAGAUAAAGGUACAUUGGUACAGGAAAUACUGUAGAUGAACCAAAGGGAUCCUUCACCAAAAUGUGGCAACCCAAAACUUAAUUUACUUUAUGCAUUAAGUAAUAGCUUCUUGCUAAUCUGUUUAGUAUGUUUUUAUAAUUUUAACCUUUUAAAAUAGUCAUUAGUGACAACUAAGAAUUUUUUUUAAGUAUGCUUUAUUAUGAAGUGGUACUGCAUUUUUAAAUUAAAAAAAUUAUUUCAAAAAGAAAGAUCUUUGCAAAAGUUCAAUAACAUUUUGGAUUGAAAUGCUUGAUUUUUUAACUUAAACUGUAACCAUGGAGGGCGAGGAAUCUUGUGUCUGCUGUUAGAGACAACCUCCACUAACUCAAAAUGCUCUCUGCCUUGUAGUGUUGUUAGCCUAAUUAUCGCAGUGAUGUGAAUCUAAACUUUUCCUAAAUUGUAUACAGUGAUAGUUUAUCGACUCACCUCUCACUUGCAGCCUCCACGUGGAGGUUAAAGGUCACCUGACUCACCGAUUGAACUGAACUUGGAAAUAUUCUACUGAAAGAGAGGCAUUAAAAACAACAUCGCUGCCAAAACUAAAAUGUGAAGAAAUUGUGAUUAUAUUCAUAUAGAUUUGUGCCGUUUUUGGGUUGCUGAUAACUAAAAACACAUUAACAACAAAGUGAUCCUUGUUCUAAAGUCAUCAUUUCAAUGUUUGGAGGGACUGAAUGCUUGUUUUUUAAUCACAGCCACGUUCUGCAGCUUUUCUUGUCUUUGUCACCUCUAGACCAUCUUUCCCCUCAUUCUUACCGUUUACAUGUUUUUCUAAAGUCUCUUUAAAAAUGCUGGUUGUUCUGUAUGUAAGUCUUGAACUUGUUCCUGUGUGUUUUUACCUGUACCUGUGUCAACCCGUGUUUGUGACAGUGUAACAAUGGUUCCUCUGUCCUAGUCGUGGUUAGAGAUUAGGAGCUGUUUGGUCCAUCAAUAAUCUCUGUCAGUGAUCAGCAGUGUCUUUUCUCUCCACCGUCCUCAGAUAUGUCCCUCUGACGACGAGUCUUCUUCCACAAGCUUAGCUUUCUGACAUCAUCUUAAAUGAUAUUGUCCCCAUUCCCUUGCAGCUUGUAAAUUUGCUGUCUGUUCUCAUGGGAACGGGAUUUGCCUAUGAAAGCAGUAGAUUUCUGCCAGACGAGGUUCUGCUCAGAGCAGAGCGUCCUCAACUUGUGGACUUGUGGAGAGUAUUUUGCACAUGCCAUUGUUUCUUCAGCAGCAGUCUUCAGCUUUUUUGCCUUUUGCCUAUAACAAUAAUUACAAUAAACUAUAUUGCUUGUACAUAUCAGAUAGUAAUUGUAUUCUAGUUCUGUUUUUUGUUUUUCUUAAUUUGACAUGUUUUGUAGUACUGCUUUUUCAUGAUUACGUUUGUCAAUCAAACAGAUGUGGGAUGAAAAGUGGAAGUGUUUAUUGUUUCAUUUGUUUUUUUUAAAUAAAAAUAUUCCUGAUUUUUA